AUGACAUCACGUAAAAUAGAAGAUGUUCAUCGGGAGCUACUGAACAAACUGCUGUCAGACUCAGGGCUGGUCUGCUUCAGGUCACCAACUGAGUCACCCGAUACCUUCACCAGUUCAGGAUCUGCCGAGGAGCAGGGUCCACCAGAGGAAGAAGAAGAAACUGUACCAGAGGUGGUCUUGGAAGAAGAACCGAAGGUUGUAAUAGAGGAAGAGUCUUUGGAGUCUUUACCAGAAAUAUUCCCAACGCCAUCCUUGCGAUUCGUGCUGCCCGACAAAGUGAGGAAAAUUGAGAAACAGAAUAGGAUUCACGUUUUACCAAAAGAAUUCAACACCAGCAUAGAUCCUCUCACCAUUCCGAAGAUCAACACCACACCACAACAGAAAUACAUAGAGAUAUUAGCUGAAAUUGUUGGCUGUAAGAGAUAUAAGAGCAGUUUGGCCGAGUUCUGGUUCUUGGAUACCAUGGCUAACUUGCUGAGAAGAGCACAGGAGGACGAGUUGGACAGACCCACCCAAGCAAUCCUAAUGCUAUGGUUCUGCGAGUGGAUGAAAGAAAUGGAGUACUUUGAUGCCGCUGAUAGACAACGAAUGAUGAAGAGGUUUCAGGAUAAUAUGCUAGCAGCAGCCAGGUACAUAGCUGAAACUGGUUAUUUACCCGAUCCGAGUACUUGUGGGGUUCAUUACAAGGCCAUGGAACAACCCGAAAUGGACAGCAUGUCGUCUAAACAGGAAUUGUCGAAGCAAGGAGUGCAUUUUGGGCACGCCAGUUAUGAGUGCUGUCUGAGAGAUCUUACCAAGAUCAUUCAUUAUAUUUUUGAUCUUUUCAGCACAGACUACCAAUACAACCUAGUCCGUUCAGUGUUCACGUUCACACCAGAAUAUGCGUUGUUAGACGCUCCCUACCAAAUGCAGAACCCUAAAAAAAUUUAUGCAGUCGCGAAAGCUAAGCCUGCCAAGAAGGAAAAAUCGCCCAAGAAAGACAAAGCGCCAAAAGUCAAGAAAAAGGACGUUGAAACUGAAGAGUAUUUGGCUUUGAUGGAGUUAAAAGCCAAAGAAGAACGUUUCUUAGAAGAGAAAGAGGAACGUGAACAGGAGGAGUGGAACCGCAAAAGCCACAUUCUACCUCUCACAUUCGCGGCUACGGACGAAUUCUUCAAUAAGUACUGGCCACCACCGCCCCCUGAGCCUGAGCCGGAACCAAGUGUUGAAGUUGCUAAGGGAAAGCCGAAGAAGGGGAAGAAGUGAUGGGGAGGAU
This is a messenger RNA of Helicoverpa zea (corn earworm), 1255 nucleotides long. RefSeq lists its product as uncharacterized. Bases 1 to 1245 code for a protein of 414 amino acids. The transcript is spliced from 7 exons. The record is from RefSeq and is a predicted model, not a curated record. Lineage: Eukaryota; Metazoa; Arthropoda; Insecta; Lepidoptera; Noctuidae.